Molecule: messenger RNA, 3347 nt
Organism: Mugil cephalus (flathead mullet)
Lineage: Eukaryota; Metazoa; Chordata; Actinopteri; Mugiliformes; Mugilidae
Product: UDP-glucuronosyltransferase 2A3-like
Exons: 4
Coding region: 791-2392 (533 amino acids)
Molecular function (GO): UDP-glycosyltransferase activity
Source: RefSeq, a predicted model, not a curated record
GCUGCAUGGAAAUCCUGCUCAAAUGGAUGGUUGGUUAAUUGGUCACUGACACUCAGACUACAAACAGAAAGCUUCUGAUACCAAGAAUUUGCUCUUUGCCUAGAGAUUCUGUAACUCAUACCUACAUAGAGAUUAAAUUUGCAAAUGUUGUAUGCACACAAGUUGCCAAAGUUAUACCGUUUGAAUUGAGCAUGGAAACAAUCAGAAGAUUGUCUGAUAGUCUGAUUACUCACUUGCUCUGUAAGAAUAAAAAUAAAAUAAUAAAAUAAUAAAUACUCAGUAGUAGUAGGGUCAGCUGAGUUCAGUUCUUGGACCCUCCACCUACAUUCAGCGCACUCCUGUUGUUGUAAUCAAACUCUCAGGUCAAAGAUCUGUAAAAAAAAAAAAAUAGCAGAGUGCAUGACACACACUUGCCUACUUUCUGGUACAAUUUGCAUGUUUAACAUGAUGUGGAAGUCAUAUGGCUUAACAUUGUAUAACUCACUCUAAUAACCUUGUAAUGGAGGCCAUUUGUCUGUAUGGCACAAGCAUGUGAAAUCCCCUCACAAAAGUAAAUGCUUCUACUGUGUAUUUGGUAAUAUUAGUGGACAAAGUAAUAACAUUAUGUUGACAUGGCAAAGAAGAAAUAAUAGCUCUUAUUCUCAUUUUCAGAACAUUCGAAGGAGUGACACGUGCCACACACGGGUAACACAUUUACCCGAGACUGGAAUUUGAACUCAGAUAUGUAAGGAAUCCUUUUGAUGGACUGUCAGUCUGCAGGCGUAGUGGAAUACUGUUGGCUCUCUUGAACAUGGGAACCCUGUCACUGUGUGGUCGUUGUGGAGUAUUUUUAUUCCUCAGUUUUUGUCUGACUUCCUUCGCACCACAUUGCGAUGGAGGAAACAUUCUGGUGUUCCCUGUGGACGGCAGCCACUGGGUCAAUAUGAAGUAUCUGCUGGAAGAACUUCAUGCCAGAGGACACAGCCUCACUGUGAUCAGGUCCUCCAACAGCUGGUACAUAGCAGAAAAAUCUCCUCUCUACACGUCCAUUACAGUACCAAUGGAUGAUAGUAUGGAUGACUUUUUUGAUGUGUACCUAGAGGAGCAUAUGAGGGUGCUGAGGGAAGAAGCGUCACUACAUUCGUACUUCAAACUCACCAAACAUUUUCUUACAAUGAUUUCUGGGGCUCAUUCAGUGUGGACUGAUACUUUGGCUGAAAUAUUUAAUGAUCAAAAUAAGGUAAAAAUGUUCACUGAUACCCGGUAUGAUUUGGUUCUCACUGAUCCAGCAAUAGCGCCAGGAGUUGUGUUAGCCAAAUAUCUCAAACUGCCCUUGGUGCUCAAUGUGCGCUGGAUCACCAGUGGGGAAGGACACUUUGUGUUGGCCCCCUCGCCACUCUCUUAUAUCCCAGUGCCGGGAUCCGGCUUUACGGACAAAAUGGAUUUCAUACAGAGGGUCAAGAACAUUCUUUUCUACAGCAUUAUAUUGUUCCAGGAGAAAUUCCUGGUGGGGCCGAGCUACAACGCCCUCUGUGAUAAAUACAUUGAGGGUGGAUGUGACAUCAUCUCACUUCUUCAGGAAGCAGACAUUUGGUUGUUCAGGUCCGAUUUUGUGUUUGAAUUCCCUCGGCCCACAAUGCCAAAUGUUGUGUACAUUGGAGGAUUCCAGUGCAAACCAGCCCAGCAUCUGCCCGCAGACCUGGAGGAGUUUGUUCAGAGCGCUGGGGAACAUGGAGUGAUCAUCAUGACUCUGGGAACUUUGGUUAAGGCUUUGCCUCAAGAGGUUACGGAUGAGAUUGCCAGCGUCUUUGCCGAGCUGCCUCAGAAGGUGAUAUGGAGACACAAAGGGAAGCGUCCCUCUACGUUGGGCAACAAUACUCUGAUAGUAGACUGGAUGCCUCAGAAGGAUCUCCUUGGUCACCCACAGACCAAAGUCUUUGUAGCUCACGGAGGAACCAAUGGAGUCCAGGAGGCUAUUUACCACGGGGUCCCUGUGCUCGGCAUACCCUUGUUCUUCGACCAGUAUGACAAUCUUCUACGUUUGCAGGAGAGAGGAGCUGGAAAAAUCCUCCAACUGGCUGAUGUUAAUGGCCUCAACUUUCGGGAAGGUCUUAUGGAACUUCUCCGUCAAGACAGCUACAGGCAGAACAUGCAAAGGCUGUCACGUUUGCACAGAGAUCAGCCAAUGACACCCAUGGAUCAGGCCGUAUUCUGGGUAGAGUAUGUGAUGCGCCAUAAAGGGGCUGCUCACCUGCGUACAGAGGCUUAUAAGAUGCCCUGGUACUCAUACUACAGCCUGGAUGUAUUGUUGGUUCUGCUGACUGCAGUAACUGUGCUGCUCUACUCUACCUUGGCUAUUUUCAGGUUUUUAUGCUGUGGAAGAAAAAGAAAGACAAAAAGCAAACAACAUUGACUGUGGUCAAAUUUGCCUGGCAAAAUAUGUCAAUAUGCUAAAAUAUGCUACAUCAAGUCACCAUAAUCAAAAAUAUAUGUCAGGGUAUUAGGUUAUUGAAUUUUUUUAUCAUUUACAAUCUGUCUUUUCCCUACCAAAUACUGAAUAAAAAAAUAUUUUACACACACAGUGAAUAAAUUAAAUUCUUAAAACAUGAAGAUUUAGAUUAGAUUAGAUAUUUUAUUUAUCUCUCAGGAUAAAUAAACUAUCUAAUCUAAACAAAGUACCAAAUCUAAUCUAAAUAUAUCUUUAUGGAUUAAGAAUUUGGCUCUGAAAUACCCUCAAAUCACUGGUGUUGUCAUGAUUCUGUGAUCUUAUGUCAUUGUUGUCAAACCACUAAUGUCUCACAAUCCAGUGUAUCAGACCUUGCACCUUAACCCUUAAUGGGGCAAGGAAACUGGUAACUUCAGCACACGUUUUAAAUUGCGUCCCUGUGCCUCUCAGUAAGAUUUAAGAUUUAAGUUUUCACCGAGCCACUCAGUAAAGAUUAUGACAACAUUCUCAGGUCAAACCCGGGUCAAAUGGUCUGCAAAGCCCACCUCUGCAUGAACACUGACAAUGACAAUGUGGACAAUGUGUAUAUGUUGACAAAUGUCUGAAUUAGCUCUUAAUGUUCUAAUGGUCAAAAAAAACAAAAAACAAAAAAAAAAAAACAUGUUUACAUUUGUUUAUUCCUAAAGGGCAAGGAACCAUAUAUGGUAAAUUCAUAGAUCUUGAUUUAAAAAGUCUUUUUGUUCUUUACAAUAACACUCUGGUUGAAAUUUUGAAUUUGAACUUUUUCAAUAAGUUAAGCUGUUGUCUUGAGGAUGCUGUUGAGGUCCAGACAAUAGUCAAUAUCUUUUAUGAAUUGUAUAGCAUAUUUACCCAAAUUAAAUAUUUUGAUUGAAAAAAAUUGUCAAUAAAUGUUUAAGCAAAA